GAAGGCGCAAUCCCUUCUUCGCGUUGUGCGAGAAAGCAGAUCUGCGACGAGCUUGAGUUGUUGCAACGAUGGCACGCAUAGAGGGCAGCUUGGGAGCCGAUGGCGUCACGGUCAAGUUUGGUCAGCCGUCGGCGGCCAUGGCCUUCAGAAGCAGCUUCUCCGGCAUGAGUGGUGAUGCGCGGGCCAAACUCACAUUCGCCAUGGGCACUCUGGAGGAGCAAUCGUCAAAUGAGGUAGGAUGGCCAGCGGACAGGAGGAAGCAACCACACGCGCAAUGGCAUGUUGCUGUUUUCAGAUACGUGUGUAUGAGGUGCCUCUCCCUGCCCCGAGUGGACGUCCGGUUCGCACGCUGCAUAGGGACCCCCCUGCGGCGGUGGCCAGCCAGCCUGAUCCUGUCACUCGCAUCGUGUGGCAGCCUGACUUUGCGGUGAGCAAGACAACAAUCAAUGGAAGUCGAUAGAUGCUUCGCAGUCGGUGCUGUGCCCGUUGUGUUCAGAGGUCAUCUGAGCGGCUGAUUGCCUCUGGUACGAAGAGACGAACAGAGAGAGAGGAUGACAACACAUUCAUUGUAGUGUUCUUUAGGUGAAGCGUUACGUCUAUACGAGUACUCGGACGGCGGGGAUGGCGCAUCGCUGCGGCCGAUACGCGUCUUUCGUCCUCCUCAACUCCACACAGCCAACACAGAGGCUAGCUCAGAGGAUUCGUUGCUCACGUCAUGUGACUGGAGGUGGGCGUGAUGAAGCGACACAACAUGUGUGGGUGGCGGGGGAAUCGUCUGCAUGUUGUGUGUGUGGUGGGUAUGCAGCUGGGGCGAGUCGUGGAAGGCGGCUGCUUGUGCAGAGGAGGGAAACGUCACCUUGUUUGACCUCAAUGUAAGCACAACACGGGCAGAUGAAACAAACAGAUACGCGAUUACCUGAGCGUCAUUCUCGUCGCAUCUCUGUCCUCCUGUGCAGCGCGGCGAGGCGGUCAGCACGUUCAUCGCCCAUCCAACGGGGGUAAUAGGUGCACCCAAUCAUCACAUCCACCAAGGUAUGUAGGUGCAGCUUGCUUGCUUGUCUUCAGAUGGACGAUGUGCGGUUCGGCAGUAGCAGUCUUCUCACUGCGGGCCGGGAUGGCCAGCUCAGGCACUUCGACCUGCGGUAACUCCAUCCGACACCCGGACAAAGACAUACAAACCGCACCGCUUACCCUCUUUUGCUCGUGUAUUUGUGCAGCACCAAGCCGACGGCGUUCUGCUGCUUGUACAGCAAUACAGGCCCCGACGCGGCCCCCAACUGUCGUGAGGGGCCCAUCCUGCGCAUAGAGACCAACCCACUUGACGAGAACUUUGUGGCGCUGAUAGAGCGGGAGGACAUGCGCGUGACGAUCGUCGAUCUGCGCAAGGUCAACAAGCCAUUCUGCGCGCGGUCAACAAGCUUCCCCACCGGCAUCGCAUGGCACCCUGCAAACAGGUGGGCGAUUCGCUCAUGUACACGGCUCAUUCGUGUGUUUGUGUGCCUGUCUGUCAGCAAGCGCUUGCUGAGCACUUACGAGCGCGGCCAGCUGAUCAUGUGGAGCAUCGAGUCCACAAAAGACGCGGAGCAGCACAGAACUAAGAGUGUCGGAGGUGGGGACUUGGUACAGACACAUACAGCAUGAGGCAUUCAUUCGAGUAGUUCUGUGUGUGCGUGUGUGGCAGGACUUGGACUCCGUGAGGAGGCCUUCGGUGUGCAGUGGAGCCGUGUGCACACGGACUGGAAGGCCCUCCAGCACAUAGAUUCUGUUGUGCUCACCAAUGCGCUGGCCGACACAGACAGAGACAUGGUGAACUAGACAAACAGAGAGUGCGUGGCUGACAGGGACGGAGGGACCGUUGUGUCUGUCUGUCUGUCUGUCUGUAUUUGUGUAUUUGUCCAUAGCUAUCAUAUGUGUGAAUCACCGUACAAGCUUAAGUGAGAAUCAACGCGUACGUACGUGUUUGUGUAUGGACGUGGAUCGCCGGCAAAGACGAUAAUUACACAUUCAC
Messenger RNA from Vitrella brassicaformis, 2008 nucleotides. NCBI's taxonomy places the organism in Eukaryota, Vitrellaceae. The record is from the annotation of a GenBank genome assembly.